AUGCCGCCCAGAUCACCCGCCGCGAAGUCGCCCGGCCGAAAGAACAAAGCACGCCCCUCGCGCGGCGGACGCGCAUCGACCGGCGGGCGCAAGGAGAGCGGGAAGAGACUCGGUGCGCCGGGCCCGGCGCCGCAGCGCACGAAGAGAUACAAGCCCGGCACUGUGGCCCUGCGCGAGAUCAAGAGGUAUCAGAAGACGACGGACUUGCUGCUUUUGAAGCUGCCGUUCCAGAGAUUGGUCAGAGAGAUUGCACAGGGCGUAUCUGGUGACGACGGGCCGAACAGGUGGCAGUCGCAAGCGCUCGUCGCGCUGCAAGAAGCCACAGAGGCGUUCCUGGUGAAUCUCUUCCACGACGCGAAUCUCUGCGCAAUCCACGCCAAGCGCGUCACCAUCCAGCAAAAAGACAUCCAGCUCGCGCGACGACUGCGCGCAGCAUGGGGAGCGCCAGUCUGA
This is a messenger RNA of Didymella exigua CBS 183.55, 453 nucleotides long. Its product is annotated as histone H3. Gene Ontology annotation, cellular component: nucleosome. The transcript has 2 exons. Lineage: Eukaryota; Fungi; Ascomycota; Dothideomycetes; Pleosporales; Didymellaceae. Gene Ontology annotation, biological process: rRNA transcription. The coding region runs from base 1 to 453 and encodes 150 amino acids. Gene Ontology annotation, molecular function: structural constituent of chromatin; protein heterodimerization activity; DNA binding. The record is from RefSeq and is a predicted model, not a curated record.